AUGGAGCGCUGCCCCAGCCUGGGGGUCACCCUCUACGCCCUGGUGGUGGUCCUGGGGCUGCGGGCGGCACCGGCCGGCGGCCAGCACUACCUCCACAUCCGCCCGGCUCCCAGCGACAACCUGCCCCUGGUGGACCUCAUCGAACACCCGGACCCUAUCUUUGACCCCAAGGAGAAGGAUCUGAACGAGACGCUGCUGCGCUCGCUGCUCGGGGGCCACUACGACCCGGGCUUCAUGGCCACCUCGCCCCCCGAGGACCGGCCCGGCGCGGGCGGCGGGACGACGGGGGGCGCCGAGGACCUGGCCGAGCUGGACCAGCUGCUGCGGCAGCGGCCGUCGGGGGCCAUGCCGAGCGAGAUCAAAGGGCUGGAGUUCUCCGAGGGCUUGGCCCAGGGCAAGAAGCAGCGGCUCAGCAAGAAGCUGCGGAGGAAGUUACAGAUGUGGCUGUGGUCGCAGACCUUCUGCCCUGUGCUGUACGCCUGGAACGACCUGGGCAGCCGCUUCUGGCCGCGCUACGUGAAGGUGGGCAGCUGCUUCAGCAAGCGCUCGUGCUCCGUGCCGGAGGGCAUGGUGUGCAAACCUUCCAAGUCGGUGCACCUCACCGUGCUGCGGUGGCGCUGUCAGCGGCGCGCGGGCCAGCGCUGCGGCUGGAUCCCCAUCCAGUACCCCAUCAUCUCCGAGUGCAAGUGCUCGUGCUAGAACUCGGGGGCCCCCUGCCCCGCACCGGGACACUUGGUCGAGAGCCCCGCCGACGCCCCCCUACGCCGCCCCCAACCAGUUCCACCACCCUCUAGCGAGGGGUUUUUCAAUGAACUUUUUUUUUUUUUUUUUUUUGGCUACAGAGACCUAGCUUUCUGGUUCAUGUAAUGCACUGUUUAACUGUGUAGGAAUGUAUAUGUGUGUAUAUACGGUCCCAGUUUUAAUUUACUUAUUAAAAGGUCAGUAUUAUACGUUAAAAGUUACCGGCUUCUACUGUAUUUUUAAAAAAAAAGUUAAGCAAAAGGAAAAAAAAAAAGAACAGAGAAAAGAGACUUAUUCUGGUUGUUGCUGACAAUGUUAACCUGCUAUUUAUAUUCCAGUGCCCUUCGCAUGGCGAAGCAGGGGGGAAAAGUUAUUUUUUUUUUUCUUAAAGUACAAAGAGAGGGGAGAACUUUUGUAGAAGGACUUUUUAAAAGCUAUUUUCCAUUCUUCGGAAAGUGUGUUGGUUUUCCUUGGACCUCGGAGAAGCUAUAGAGUUCAAUGUUAUUUUACAGUUAUUGUAAAUAUAGAGAACAAAUGGAAUGACUAAUCAUUGUAAAUUAAGAGUAUCUGCUAUUUAUUCUUUAUAAUAUCCCGUGUAGUAAAUGAGAAAGAAGUGCAGAGCAGGAUUAAAGAAAACCACUAA
Lepus europaeus (European hare) is the source of this 1384-nucleotide messenger RNA. RefSeq names its product noggin (gene NOG). Gene Ontology annotation, biological process: dorsal/ventral pattern formation; negative regulation of BMP signaling pathway; osteoblast differentiation. NCBI's taxonomy places the organism in Eukaryota, Metazoa, Chordata, Mammalia, Lagomorpha, Leporidae. The record is from RefSeq and is a predicted model, not a curated record. Bases 1 to 699 code for a protein of 232 amino acids. The transcript has a single exon.